Rasamsonia emersonii CBS 393.64 is the source of this 1041-nucleotide messenger RNA. Its product is annotated as Ketoreductase. The record is from RefSeq and is a predicted model, not a curated record. The coding region runs from base 1 to 1041 and encodes 346 amino acids. Gene Ontology annotation, molecular function: ketoreductase activity. Gene Ontology annotation, biological process: fatty acid elongation. The transcript has 2 exons. Lineage: Eukaryota; Fungi; Ascomycota; Eurotiomycetes; Eurotiales; Trichocomaceae. Gene Ontology annotation, cellular component: endoplasmic reticulum.
AUGGAGUUUCUGUCGAAAUACGCCGAGGGCCUCUCCGACUAUAGCCUUGAGGCUCUUUCUGGUCCUCAGAGUCUGUUGGUGCUGGGCCUGGGUGCGAUCGGUGGUUUCUUCGUCCUGUCCCGGGUCUGGACGUUCGUUCGUGUGCUGCUGAGUUUGUUUGUGCUUCCUGGAAAGUCGCUGCGCAGUUUCGGACCCAAAGGCAGCUGGGCUCUUAUUACCGGUGCUUCCGAUGGCAUUGGCAAGGAGUUUGCCCUUCAGCUCGCCCGUGCCGGCUACAACCUCCUCCUCGUGUCUCGCACCGAAUCCAAGUUGACCGCCCUCGUUGAUGAGAUCUCUGCCAAGAACCCUUCGGUUCAGGCCAAGACACUGGCCAUGGACUUUGCUCGCAACGAUGAUGCCGACUACGAGAAACUCAAGAAGCUCGUGGACGAUCACGACAUUGCUAUCCUGAUCAACAACGUGGGCAAGAGCCAUGAAAUGCCCGUGCCCUUCGUUCUUACCCCGGAGGACGAAAUGACGGAUAUUAUUACGAUCAACUGCUUGGGCACGCUGCGCGUCACCCAGCUGGUCACCCCGGGUAUGAUGCAGCGGAAACGUGGGCUGAUCCUCACUAUGGGAUCGUUUGCCGGCCUGGUGCCAACUCCACUGCUGGCCACCUACUCCGGCAGCAAGGCGUUCUUGCAGCACUGGUCGACUGCGUUGGGUGCGGAGUUGGAGCCAUAUGGCAUCCAGGUCGAGCUCGUCCAGGCCCAUCUGAUCACCUCCGCCAUGUCCAAGAUCCGGAAGCCUUCUGUUACCGUCCCCACCCCGCGCACCUUCGUCAAGGCCGUCCUGGCCAAGAUUGGCCGUCAUGGAGGGGCUCCCUUCUACACCUAUAGCUCGACCCCAUACUGGGGCCACGGCCUCAUGGCCUGGUUUUUGACUUGUGUCACGGGAGUGAUGAGCAAGACGGUGCUGGGUAUCAACAAGGGCAUGCACGAGUCGAUCCGUAAGCGGGCUCUCCGCAAGGCGGAGCGGGAAAAGGGAAAGAAGGCUGCGUAG